Messenger RNA from Cavia porcellus (domestic guinea pig), 3987 nucleotides. It is a transcript of the gene Mcm10, whose product is annotated as minichromosome maintenance 10 replication initiation factor. Lineage: Eukaryota; Metazoa; Chordata; Mammalia; Rodentia; Caviidae. Gene Ontology annotation, cellular component: nuclear replication fork; nucleus. The record is from RefSeq and is a predicted model, not a curated record. The transcript is spliced from 20 exons. The coding region runs from base 178 to 2799 and encodes 873 amino acids. Gene Ontology annotation, molecular function: DNA replication origin binding; single-stranded DNA binding. Gene Ontology annotation, biological process: DNA replication initiation; DNA replication.
AGGUCCGCCUGCCGCGUGCGUCUGACGACAGACGAAGGGGGCGGAGUCUGGUUAGAAUUUUGGCGGGUUAGGCUGCUGGCCGGGAGGCUGUUUCUGCACCCGCUGCUGAGAUUUGACACUUUCAUCUCCUGAGCACCUAAUCCUCCUUCAGAGUCCCUGGACACAGCUCUUACUGUGAUGAUGGAUGGGGAGGAGGACGAUUUGUCUCUGCUGACAGCCCUGCUGGAGGAGAACCAGCCAGCCCUGGCUUGUCAUGCAGAAGAGAGGAGCUGCUUGCCUCAGGAGGAUGGUGGACCUGACGAGUAUGAUGAGCUCUUUGAUGCUGAUGGUGAUGGUGAAUCCUACACAGAAGAAGCUGAGGAUGGAGAUGGAGGAAACGUGGAAGACCAGAAGGAAAAUUUGGCCACUCUCUUUGGAGAUGUGGGGGACUUAACAGAUGAAGAAGUUCCUGUAUCUCAACCAGCUGAAGACAGUGUUCUCCCCGAUCCUGCCCCUAAUCAAGAGAAAACCAAUCAGCAGCUGCAAGAUGAGUUAAGGAAGUUGCAAGAGCAAAUGAAGUCCUUGCAAGAACAGCUAAAAGCAGCCUCAAUUAAACAGUCUGAAAGUCCAGCGACUCUGCAUAAAUCCUCUGAAAGUAAGACCACACGGCCACCGCUGAAGGAGAAGAAAGUUCAGAGAAUUCAGGAGUCGGCAUGCUUUUCUGCAGAGCUUGAUGUCCCUGCCCUGCCCAAAAUUAAACGGGUGGCCCGGAUGCCAAAGCCCUCGCCAGAACCCAAAAGCUCAUCUUCAAGUAUGCCAAGUGCACCCUCCCAGCCGCUCCAGACCAUUCCCGGGAAAAAGCACAGUGGGGUGACUAGGGAUCGAAGCUCUGGGCCCCCAGGGAGCUUGGGGGAAGCAGCCCCACAGGUCUCCAUGGAAACCUUCUCCGGCCUUCGGCUCAGGCGACCCCGAGUAUCCUCCACAGAAAUGAGCAAGAAAAUGGUUGGCCGCAAACUGAUCAGAUUGUCUCAGAUCAAGGAAAAGAUGGCAGUGGAGAAGUUGGAAGAAAUAGACUGGGUGACGUUCGGGGUUAUUUUGAAGAAAGUCACCCCACAGAGUACUAACAGUGGGAAAACGUUUAGCAUCUGGCGACUUAGCGAUCUCCGUGAUCUGACAUGCUGUGUGUCGCUGUUCUUGUUUGGAGAAGUUCACAGGCAGCUCUGGAAGACGGAGCAAGGCACUGCCGUAGGGUUGCUAAAUGCCAACCCCAUGAAGCCCAAGGAUGGUUCCGAGGAGGUGUGCCUGUCCAUUGAUCAUCCUCAGAAGAUCUUAAUCAUGGGUGAAGCUCUGGACCUGGGAACCUGCAAAGCCAAGAAGAAGAAUGGGGAGCCGUGUACACAGACAGUUAAUUUGCGUGACUGCGAGUACUGCCAGUACCACAUCCAGGCCCAGUACAAGAAGCUCAGCGCCAAGCGUGCCGAUCUGCAGUCCACCUUCUCGGGAGGACGGGUUCCGAGGAAGUUCGCCCGCAAAGGCACCGGCCUGAAAGAGCGACUGUGCCGAGAUGGUUUCUACUACGGAGGGAUUUCCUCAGAAUCCUAUGCGGCCUCCAUUGCUGCAGCUGUUGCUCCUAAAAAGAAGAUUCAAACCACACUGACCAGUCUGGUUGUGAAGGGCACAGACUCCAUCAUUCAGGAAGCACAGCAGAAACUUGGAAUACCACAGAAGAGCUUGUCUUGCUCUGAGGAGUUCAGGGAACUGAUGGACCUGCCGACGUUUGGAGCCAGAAACUUGAAGCAUUUAGCAAAAGCCAUGAAUUCAGGGAUCCUGGGGAGCCCCAAACCUGCCAUCCAGUCUAUCUCUGCAUCAGCCCUCCUGAAGCAGCAGAAACAGCAGAUGUUGGAGCUGAGGAAAAAGAAAUCCGAAGAAAUGCAGAGGCGAUUCCUCCAAAGCUCGAGUGAAGUUGGGAGCCCAGCAGUGCCAAGCUCAUCUGGGCAGCCGCCUACCCGGUCUCCACAAACUGGCGCAGAGUUCCCUGUGCAGAAGGCGAUCGCUGCCCCCCAGAUGCCCAAGCUCGGGCGCGGCUUCUCGGAAGGGGAUGACAUUCUGUUCUUUGAUGAGUCACCACCACCGAGACCAAAGCUGAGUGCCUUAGCAGAAGGUAAAAAGUUGGCUGCCAUUGUUAAACUAAGGGCAAAAGGCCAAAUUCUUACCAAAACAAAUCCAAACAGCAUUACAAGGAAGCAGAAGAAGCCCCAGGAUAUACAGGAACUAAAAGAGCGCAUAGAAAAGAACAACACCUUUUCUCCUAACGCUGAAGAGGAAUUGGAGCCUGCAAAGAAGAAACGAAGAGAGCAGCUUGCCUACCUGGAAUCUGAAGAAUUUCAGAAAAUUCUAAAGGCCAAAUCAAAGCACACAGGCAUCCUAAAGGAGGCUGAGGCUGAGCUCCAAGAACGCUAUUUUGAGCCACUGGUGAAAAAAGAACAAAUGGAAGAAAAGAUGAGAAACAUCCGAGAAGUGAAAUGCAGGGUGGUGACCUGUAAGACGUGUGCCUACACCCACUUCAAGCCUCUGGAGAUCUGCGUCAGCGAGCAGCAUGACUACCACUGGCAUGACGGCCUGAAGAGGUUUUUCAAGUGUCCCUGCGGAAACAGAAGCAUCUCCCUCGACCGGCUCCCCAAAAAGCACUGCAGUAAUUGUGGCCUCUACAAAUGGGAGCGGGAUGGAAUGCUAAAGGAAAAGACUGGUCCAAAGAUAGGAGGAGAAACCUUAUUACCAAGAGGAGAAGAACACGGCAAAUUUCUCAAUAGCCUUAAAUGACCCCGACUGCAGACUUCAUCCUACUGUCUCCCUUGCUGCUGGUGCUCAGAAAGUGGGGAUUGGCUCUGGGGUGCCUGUGUUCCUGACCGCCACCCCUGAAACAAGUGCCUGUUACGCUGUGAGCUCCAGGCUGACACCAACUUUAAUGCUGGAAAAUCAGGAUGCAUUGGUCUUUCCUGUCUUCACUGCAGAGGACUGCAAUGCUGCAUUCAUGGCCCAAAUACCCAAAGGUGAAGGCCAGGCCAGAUCUCUUGGGUGCAGAGUGGGUGCUCCUUGAUCACAAUCAAGUUCCCACAUUUCUGUGGACACCUGGAGGCAGACGCAUUAAUACAGCUUAAUUGUCACCCAAGUUAAAUCAUUCAACUUCUGGGCUUUGUUCUGUUGUGUGUAACCUGAGGAAGAUCAGACCAAACGAUAUGGAGAUGUAUCUUCCUGAAUUCUACAAAUAUAGCCUAUUUCCAUCUCCAGAUACAACUUGUUUUGUGAUCAUUGCCCUUCAUGUUCUGUUGCUAUACUGCUAUUGAAAGCUAGGUUCCUUCUUUCUGGUCUACCAGUAUCUCAGUUUUGCUCUUUGAAAUUUGUCAAGUCAUUAUAACACAUUGCUUUUAUUUUUAUGGAGAGAAAGAGGAAUCACUGCUCUUAUAAUAUUUUGGAACUCUAGAAUGUGGAAACCUCAAAUCUUAUCAUUUGUGCGUGUGAAUUCAUCUCAGCGUGAAACAAACUUGGAAGCCUCUAACCAAAACAGGUACAAAAUUUGAAACACUAUGAAGCAUAUUAAACACAGAAAUUACAAAGACUGCAGCACAUGGAGCUUGCAGAUGCACUGCUAUGGCAAGAAUUUUAAAGCUCAAAUGCAGUGGAAAUCCUUGUAGGAGCUUCUUCUGCAUGGACAGCCUGAUUUUCCAGAGACCUGUUGGUGUAAGAGAAUGUUAGAAAUACCUGAAGGCUGGAUACAUGGGCAGGAUUACUGUUCUGGAAUUUGAACUCUAGCUAGAAAUAGUUUUCUUCCAAAAGUCCAUAUGCCUUGAGGUUUCAUAAAACUUCAUUCCUGCCCUGUACGGACAGACAGUGCUGCAUCUGACCUUUACCUUCUCCCUAAGGUUACUUCUUAAUAACAGUACUUUUUUUUGUUGUUGUUAUCUUUUAAUUUGCUCUAAAAAGAAGAAUAAAGUCAUUAUUACUUGAAAA